Molecule: messenger RNA, 1562 nt
Organism: Notothenia coriiceps (black rockcod)
Lineage: Eukaryota; Metazoa; Chordata; Actinopteri; Perciformes; Nototheniidae
Gene: tbc1d24
Product: TBC1 domain family, member 24
Exons: 6
Coding region: 225-1562 (445 amino acids)
Source: RefSeq, a predicted model, not a curated record
CCCUCUGCAGCAGGACUGUCACCGAGGAGGGAGGCACUGCGCAUGCGUGAGGCAACUUAAUAUGACUACUGCUUCACGUCUCAAGACAUCUCACUUCCAGUAACCAUCAUGGGCAGUUGAGAAAAACAGGCCAGUUAUCUGCUGUUUGGAGGACAGAAGGUUAGCAAUACUCAGAGCGUCCAUCCUCUCUUCACAUUCAGGCCGUCCAGCAAGUUUCCAGCACCAUGGCUGAGGAAGAAUAUGGCAACUUUGUGGACUGGAACCAGAUGGGAGAUCUGGCCAAGAGCAGCGGGCCCACCAAGGUGGACUGUAAAGACCUGAAGGAGUUCAAACAGAUGGCUCGGCAGGGUUACUGGGCCAAAAACCACAAACUACGGGCACAAGUCUACGAGCAGCUCAUCAAAACUAUCCCCUGUCGUACAGUUACCCCAGAUGCAGAAGUAUAUCGAGACAUUAUGGGAAAUGCAGGCACUAAGAAGCCCUCCUGCAACAUCCCACUUCCAGAGUUUGUGGAUGGAAAUGCUCUGCCUCUGUACUGCCUGAAAGCGGAGGCAGUAACCUCAGCACAUCAGAUUAUAAACUGCGUGGCUGGACAGUUUCCAGAUAUCUCCCACUGCCCGUCUCUACCUGCUAUCACUUCCAUGCUCCUGCACUUCAGCAAAGAUGAAGCUCAGUGUUUUGAGCUCGUCAGCCGCAUAUUAGCCUGCAACGAGCCCGGCAAACGACUGCUUGAUCAGACUUUCCUGGCCUUUGAGUCCAGCUGCAUGACUUUUGGUGACCUGGCCAUCAAGUACUGCCCUGCCGGCCACAAACUGAUCGUGGCCACAGCCCAGGACGCACUGGAAGUCUACACAGACUGGCAGCGCUGGGUACUGUUUGACCUGCCUUUCAGCCACAUGGUCAGGGUCCUGGACGUCUACCUAGUGGAGGGCUACAAGGUUCUCUUCCGUAUGGCUAUAGCACUGCUCAAGUUCUACCGCAAACAUAAAGCAGGGGCCCAGGGAGGAGAGGGCAGCCAGCCGCAGGAUUCAGGGAAAGUCAGGGCGGACAUUCAAGCUUUCAUCAAGGGCAUCGCCUCAACCGUCACCCCCGAAAAGUUGCUAGAGAAGGCCUUCUCCAUCCGCAUGUUUAGCCGUAAGGAGAUCACCCUGCUGCAGCUCACCAACGAGAAGUCCCUGCAGCAGAAAGGAAUCACUGUCAAACAGAAGCGGCGGAACGUGCAGCUGGCUCUGAACCCCGACACCUUCUCCUCGGAGAUCGUCAGCGCCAAGGAGAUGCGGGACAUCUGGUCGUGGAUCCCGGAGCGCUUUGCCCUGUGCCAACCACAGCUGCUCUUCACCACCUCUAGCCACGGGUGCAGCCUGAACAGGUUCUACCAGCAUUGUGAAGGCUACGAACCCACUCUGCUUCUCAUCCGGACCACAGAUGGUGAUGUAUGUGGAGCCUUCCUGUCCACAGACUGGCAGGAGCGGAAGAGAGGAGGCAACAAAUUGAGCUUCUUUGGGACAGGGGAGUGCUUUGUCUUCAGGUAUUUAGGUUAUCUGAAGAAGCUUUUCGAGUGA